This is a messenger RNA of Sparassis crispa, 219 nucleotides long. RefSeq lists its product as hypothetical. Bases 1 to 219 code for a protein of 72 amino acids. Lineage: Eukaryota; Fungi; Basidiomycota; Agaricomycetes; Polyporales; Sparassidaceae. The transcript has a single exon. The record is from RefSeq and is a predicted model, not a curated record.
AUGGGAGACUACGGCGAUCUGAUCUUGGCGCUCGCCGAGGAUGAGCGAUGGCGCGAUGGCGCUAUCUACGUGAUGCCAUCUGCGAUGACAAAAGUGGAAUCUGUUCCUUCACGGUCCUCCUGGAACUCGGCGGGCAAUCGUGAUAUUUCCGCGCCAGAUGCACCAUCCGAUUUUCGAUCAUUUGACAUGACAGAAGACAUAUGCAUGGAUGGUCUCUGA